Molecule: messenger RNA, 807 nt
Organism: Colletotrichum chrysophilum
Lineage: Eukaryota; Fungi; Ascomycota; Sordariomycetes; Glomerellales; Glomerellaceae
Exons: 2
Coding region: 1-807 (268 amino acids)
Source: RefSeq, a predicted model, not a curated record
AUGGCGAAUUCUCAGACCCGUCAGAUGUCACCGAGAGACGACGCACACAGCCGGCUUAGGGACCCCAGCAGGAAAAGGUUGAACGAACUAUAUGGCCGGGUUGUCGACAGGAAGACCGCGGCCAUGACGGCUGUACAACAGCAGCUCAAGGACCUCACAGCUUCCCAUCUCGAGGGCACAUCGGGCCUAUCAGACCGCCAUUUUCAGGAACAGUUCAAACGACUCGAGGAAGAUAUCUACAAUUGCGAGGAAGAGCUUUCCUUGGUCUUGUUCGGCAAGAACCAACUCAUUGGGAUCUUCCAGGACGUCGAUGAAUUCACGGCGGGGCCCGAUACGAGGGAGGACAACGCGGAGCAGCAGAAAUUCAGGCAGCGGGUGAUUGAGAGAUACGAUCCGUGCGGAGGGAAAGAGAAAGAUGGUCCUAGGUGCUCAAUCUCGGGAGUUCAAUGGGGCGUCGUCGCCGCCCACGUUGCCAAUUACAACCUGGGUGAGUCAACUGCACGUAGUCUCUUUGGCAAGGACACGGGGGAGCAUGGUGGUGGCGGCGGCGGCCAUCUCGAUAGCCCACUUAACGGACUGUUGAUGCACCGCGACUUGGAGAAGGCCUGGCGCGCCGGGCGAUUCCUCAUCGUGUCAGACGAUUUCGUCAAUGACAACGGGCGCAGGGAGCGUGGACUCAAGGUAGUCGUCCUGGACUUCGAGCUGGAGAAGGAAUUCUAUGGGUACAGAUAUGACAUAUCGACCCACCAGCUGCAUAAUCGCAGACUUACUUUUCUCAACAACAACCGCCAAGUAACAAGUACCUGA